Messenger RNA from Dermacentor silvarum, 609 nucleotides. RefSeq names its product monocarboxylate transporter 11. The coding region runs from base 1 to 609 and encodes 202 amino acids. Gene Ontology annotation, molecular function: transmembrane transporter activity. Gene Ontology annotation, biological process: transmembrane transport. NCBI's taxonomy places the organism in Eukaryota, Metazoa, Arthropoda, Arachnida, Ixodida, Ixodidae. The transcript has 2 exons. The record is from RefSeq and is a predicted model, not a curated record.
AUGUCGACGUACUUCAUGGUGUACGCCGACAUGGCCGUCGACAAAGGACUUAGCGUCGAGAGCGCCGUGUACCUCUUACACGCCUACUCGACCGCCGACUUGGCGUUUCGCGUGCUGAGCGGGUGGUUCGUGGACCGCAAGUACCUGCCCAUCGAGUGUUCGAAACUGGCGGGUUUCGUGAUGAGUGUAGCGGGCGCGCAGGCGAUAAGGACUUCGCAAACGCUCGUGCCGCUAAUAUUUUCGUCCCUGCUGUUCGGUUGCGGCACCGGCAUCAACAUAGGCAUCAUCGCACCCUUGCUGCAGCACGACUUCAAGAAGGAGUCGCUCGCCAUGAUGUUCGGGGGAGUCAUGUUCAUCACGGGACUCAUUAUCCUGACGAGGCCGCCCGUUGUAGGUUAUUUCCGGGACACCAUUGGAGACUACGACGGCCUCUUCCACACCCUCACCGUCGCCAACGCCAUCUUUGCCGUCAUCUGGUUAGUGCGCGCGUUCGUCGCCAGGAGGCAGUCGAGGGCGGCGGCGGCCGAGAAAGCUGCUCCGCCCUCGCAACGAGGGGUGCUCUCGGACGCCGCUGUUCCACUCACGACCACAAGUGAAGCGACCUGCUGA